CUGACCCGUGAUGUAGACGCCUAUCUCGGUAAACCGUACGCCGAGCCACCCAAAGAUUUAAAUAAUUAAUUUUUAAAAAGCCAUAUAUGGUCAGACCAAAAUCGCACAAACCUUUUCAGGAAAAUCAUCUAUGGCCAGUCUCAAAUUAAGCAGUAAUGUCAACAUUAAUUCACAAUGACGUACUGUAACCAGGGACCUCGCUUUGUGGCAACUUUUAAUGAAUAUUCAGUUAUUAUAAGCUGUUUACAGAGAGCCGAUGGGGCGGAGCCAUUACGUAAUAAAUUUGCUAUUUGAAUAUUCAUUCACCAUAAUCCGACUCGAGACGAGUCUAUGUACUUAUUAGGAGCACCCCGUGGCAGCAUAGGCGACUCGCAUUCACUAUAAAUAAACACAAAAUUAUGUGACUGGACAAAGGUACAUAAGGUUCAUGUUGAUAUCUCCAUGCUUUACUUCUGUGAUUGUGUCUCGAAGCUUUGUGCAGCAUGGAGCUUUGGUUGAUUUGUUUUUUAUGCUUGUCCCUUCGUCUUGUGACAGCCUCAGCCGAUGACCCUCCCGUAGUGACGACCAGCCAGGGCCGGAUCACCGGCACCACCCUGCAAUUCCGUCCCGUGGUACACCCCGAACUGGCCCGGGAUGUAGAUGCCUACCUCGGUAUACCGUACGCCGAGCCACCCGUCGGUCCGCUACGCUUCAAAGCCCCCGUAGCAAAGUCAUGGAGUGGCGAGCUGAAGGCCACGAAGCUCGGAAAUCAGUGUCCACAACCAGUAAUGCCACUGGUGAAGAACUUGACACUCACUGGUCCUUUUGACGAAGACUGCCUUUUUCUUGACGUUUUUGUUCCUCAGUCACUGCCUGCCAAUGCAGCCGUUUUGGUCUACAUCCAUGGCGGCGGCUAUCAUGUGGGGGCGGGCGUCAUGGGAGAACCUUUCUACCCGACUGCAACUGCUUGUGUUGGUGACGUCAUCGUUGUCACAAUCAACUAUCGACUGGGGGCUCUUGGAUUUCUGUCUUCCGCUGAUGACGUAAUUCCCGGUAACUUUGGAUUGUUGGAUCAGAGGCGCGCUUUCGAAUGGGUCCGAGAUAACAUACACGCCUUUGGCGGUGAUCCCAAGCGAGUUGCUAUCUACGGACAGAGUGCCGGCUCUGGGGCCGUGAGUCUUCACAUGAUCUCACCGGGGAGUGCUGGGCUCUUUCGCGGCGCUAUAAUGGAGAGUGGUGAUUCUACUGCAUCCUGGUCACAAAUGUCUCCCAAAGUCGGUCGAAAACUUGCCUAUGCCAUGGGAAAAGAAGUCGGCUGCAACAGUGAAACUUCGGGGGAGCUACUUGAGUGUCUCCAGAAGGUGGAAGGUACCGAUGUCUUCGUUGAAAACCAGCAGCUUCUUCAAUCUAUUGGCGAGGGAGAAAUGGUGUUCUUCGCACCGACCGUAGACGGAGACUUUCUUCCUUCCAAAUCAGAAGAACUUCUUGAAAAGGGCGCCAUCAACAAUGCCGUCACCAUCAUCGGGGCAAAUGGUGAUGAGGGAAUGAUGAUGACGAUGAUGCUGUUCCCAAACAACACAGCAGACGACGAUGAGCCGUUCCUGGACAGUGCCGCAUUCGAUGCGUCUGUACCCAUGUGUUCCAUGAUGAUGAGUCCAGAGCCAAUCGUCACCAAACUUUUCAAGAUGGCGUACACUGACGCCAAGUGCGCUGUGGGACCUGAAUGCAAUCAUCUAGACGCCCUCUCGCAGGUCUGUGGGGACCUCAUGUUCGUGUGCCCGGGUGAGAAGAGCGCCAGGGCGUUCACCAAGGCGGGACGUAAAGUGUACCGUUACCACAUGACCCACGUCCCGACUACAACCUUACUCGGCCCGAAGUGGACCAAAAGCAACCACGGUGACGAGAUGUCAUUCAUCUUCGGCUCUCCUCUCAUGGGUUUUGAAUCCUAUGUAUUCAAUGAGGACGAGGUCCGUAUGUCCAUCAAGACCAUCACGUACUGGGCCAAUUUGGCAAAGACUGGAAACCCAAACCUUUCUUCAUUGGACGCUGAGCUGACAGACGAAGAGAAAAAGACAGAAUGGCCACUGUUCACCGUUGAGGGACUCGAAUAUAAAGAAUUGACCCCAGAGAUGCUAAAUGGGCGUGGCAUCAAGGCUCAAGAGUGCCGCUAUGUAAACGAGUUCAUCCCUGAACUUAUUAAAUCUCUGGAGGAAGCACGGAAGGGCGAAGCAGCGGGCGACGUAGCUAACAAAUGGACCCAAGAUGGCGACCCCUCCAGUGAGACCUGCACGGACGAUAAGUGCCCUGGGGAAUAAGAUGCCCUUUUAUAAGAUGGUGUCGUUCUUAUACGUGAAAAAUGAAUGUAAUUUUAUACUUUGUAGAAAUUAAGAAAUACAAAUCUCUUUAGAAAAAAUGGAAGAUGUACGUGAGAUGUGAGAGGGAAAUACAAGAGUGGACUGCACCUGGACGGAAGAGUCUUUCUCGAAAGCUAAAAAAUAAACCUUUAAAGAAAAGGUUUUGAAACCAUUUGGAAUUUGUAUCUUAAAGAUGCCCACAUUAGCGUACGGUUCCAUUAUGUAUUCCAGUUGGGUUUUCAUGCCAAAAUGGAUUUCAUCGGCCAACUUUGUCAAUUUGGAAGUGCUGAUUUCAAAAAAUUAAGUACCAUUUGUUUUUUAUGGCGUCUUCAGCCGCCAUUUUUAAUUUCAAAGUGGUUGCCAUUUUUCAUUAUAUUUUUAAGAGUAAAAAAAUGGCGGCACUACCCAUGUUUAUGAUAACUUACACAAGUCUGACCAAAUAGGAUUGUUUUUAACUUGUAGUAACAGUUCAAUAAAGUCUUUCAU
Molecule: messenger RNA, 2819 nt
Organism: Asterias rubens (European starfish)
Lineage: Eukaryota; Metazoa; Echinodermata; Asteroidea; Forcipulatida; Asteriidae
Product: acetylcholinesterase-like
Exons: 8
Coding region: 483-2294 (603 amino acids)
Biological process (GO): acetylcholine catabolic process; choline metabolic process
Cellular component (GO): plasma membrane
Molecular function (GO): acetylcholinesterase activity
Source: RefSeq, a predicted model, not a curated record